CCAUAAGUCCAGUAGUAUAACAAAAAUGGCCGGGGGGUUGUGUGAGAGUUUGCGUGUGUCGGUGAAAAAUAAAGUUCGGUGAAAUUAUGGUGGAGUCAUAAGCUUGCCGACUUGCCAUAUAGAGAUUUUUCUUAUCUAAGGAGACUAUAAGAAGUGGCAGGUGCCUGAACUUCAUACGAAGCAGGGUCAUAGAAAAGUCAUUGGCAAAGCAGCCUCAACAAUUUAUCCUGCUAGAGUGGACUAGUUAGAAAGCAGAUACUAAUCACAGUACUGCAAUCAUGUACUACAACAACACCAUGUAUGACCAAGGGUACAAGCCACGAGGAGGCUACAGAGGGUCACCUCGCGGCAGUAGUGGAGGUGGUGCUCGUGGGGGCCGUGGUGGCUGGGGCGGCUCUGGCGGUAGCUACUACAGUGGUAGUGGUAGUGGUGGCCAGAUCGACUCCUUCAGAGGAGGUCGUGGAGGUGGCUACCGUGGUAGCCGAGGAGGUAUGGGUGGCAUGAGUAGCGGCUACCGUACCAGUGACACUGGUGGAUAUCGUGGUGGCUCCACUGGUGGAUACAGAGGUGGCUUCCGAGGCAGCAUGCAGCAGAGCAGUUACAGUCCUCGUGGCGGUGCAGGCGGAUAUUAUGGUGGCGGAGGAUACCAGCGUGGAGGCAUGCGAGGUUCAAUGGGUGGUGGAUACAGAGGACAGCCUUACAGGGGAGGCAUGGAUCACAGCCGAGGAGGCAUGAUGAAUAAGUUUCACCCACAAAAUCGCCAAGGCUCUGGCGCACCAUAUAGGAAAUCGGAGAUCACAUUAUUUGAAGAGGCAUUGGAUUUGGACCAAAGAAAAAGGAUGGUUAAGCUCACCCUUGAUAAUAAAUUAACCAGAAAAGAUUUUGAGGAGCUCAUGCAGAUGGAAGGAGUCAUUGAUCUCCACAUGAAUGGUCACAUGGUGGCGGACUACCCGGAAGAAGACGAGGACAGAAUGCUGCAAGUGUUCCAAGAAGCUGAAGAAAUAACUCAGAACGGCAUUCCGUGCUACGCAGACUUGACAGGCAGGCGUAGUAAAAAUCACGGCAAGGAAGGUGUUCGUGACUUGAGGAGAGUUGACGUCAGGAAUUUGCCAGAGAAAACCACCAUUGAUAUGGUCAAGGAAGCCUUCCCAAGCGCCUUGGUUGUAUGGAAAAACCAAAAAUUUAACUUCAUUGAGCUAUUAUUUGCGAACGAAGAGGAAGCGUGCGAGGCAAUUUUAAGCGGCCAACAAAAAGAAAUAAACGGCGUGUUGCCGUACGUGAUGUUCCAUAGGGAGAACCAAGCUGAUCUCACAAAACGUCCGCGCGAGGACGACACAACACAGCAGCCAGCUGCAAAGAAGGUUAAGAAGGACGUGGAGGCGGGAGAGAACGAGAACGGAGAAGACGACCAAGUCCAUCAUGAUGCAGAGGAGGAAGAAGAAGAAAAUGGUGGUGACGAAGCGGAGGAAGAAGAAGCCGCCGAAGAGUAGUUACUAAACUUAAUUGCUUCUUUUUACGAAAAUAAUGCGUGUUCCCUUCCGAAGAUCCUUUAUUUUUGCCUGCAAACUCUCUCAAUCAUAUAUCUUCAGGUAUGAGGCGCGAACGGCUCUAUCGUUUGAAAUAUCGUGCACCCAAGUUCUACCUUUCAAUCAUCAAUAACUGAGCAUGCAAGAAGAUUCGUGUUGUUCUUAUGUUACUAUAAAUGACAUUGGUCUCUAUGGUAAACGCAUGUUACGGUAGUUUUACCUAUUCAUGCGUGCUGCAUAUGACGUUAGAUAACCAGAACUUGAUUGAAAUGACAAUUCAAGGUACAGACCUGGUGACUGUUGAGCAGUGUUACCAACUUGUCGUAUCAUCUGUGCACCAUACGAGUCAUCAAUAUAAAUGUUAGGGUGUGGAAUCUGAUUCUGCAAUGUAACAUAGUCGUAUGUCCUGAUGUCCUCAUCCUAGCGCGUGUGCUGCCUGACAUUGUGAACGGUUGUCUGGAAUGUUUUUAUUUUACUAGAAUUAGAUAGUGCGUUAAACUCAUUCGUAUUGAAGAUCAUCUCCGGGGAAUAUCUUGUAAAUGAACAUUCAGUCGUAUAGAGAGUAAUUGCAUAUGAUAAGCGACACCCGUUGACUCCACGUAAUCGUGGAGGCAAUCUCACUUUACCGGAGGUUUCAAUACCUUAUUCGCGUGUUAUUUAUUCAUACAUUUUGUGUUUUAAAAUUCCAUCGGCUAUGAGAAAAUUAAUUAGGAAUUAAUAUGCAUUAUAAAAUUGCAAUUAUUUGCCUAUGCAGUAAUUUGAAGUAUUGAAAUGUCCAUUUCUUUUCAUCCUUAACAAAACUUUAUUCGGCGUAUGGAAUUAUUGGGGGAUCUUUAUGAAUCGAUUCAAACGUAUAACAUUCUUUACAUUGCUCUCUGCUUUGGAUGAUAGUAUUAUUAGUGACUGGUAACUCGACAACGAAACGUCACGAUGUAAUGACCGAUCAUUGUAAUAUGGUCGUUCGAAAGACAAAUUUUUCUGGUAAUUUUUAUUUAUGUGAACAUUAAUAGUACACGUUAAUUUUUGCUAUCAUUAAGCUUUUAACUAUAAUUGUAAACGAAAGUACAGAAAACCUACAAAUUU
Molecule: messenger RNA, 2609 nt
Organism: Hyalella azteca
Lineage: Eukaryota; Metazoa; Arthropoda; Malacostraca; Amphipoda; Hyalellidae
Product: keratin, type I cytoskeletal 9
Exons: 10
Coding region: 279-1490 (403 amino acids)
Molecular function (GO): nucleic acid binding
Source: RefSeq, a predicted model, not a curated record